This is a messenger RNA of Rhizoctonia solani, 756 nucleotides long. RefSeq names its product peroxisomal biogenesis factor 11. The coding region runs from base 1 to 756 and encodes 251 amino acids. Gene Ontology annotation, cellular component: peroxisomal membrane. Lineage: Eukaryota; Fungi; Basidiomycota; Agaricomycetes; Cantharellales; Ceratobasidiaceae. Gene Ontology annotation, biological process: regulation of peroxisome size; peroxisome fission. The transcript has 6 exons. The record is from RefSeq and is a predicted model, not a curated record.
AUGGCUGCAGUUGCCUCCCAGAUUGUCUUGCAUCCGCUUGUCUCUCAGUCUAUCAAACUCCUGGGUACUACUCUUGGCCGGGACAAGAUUUACCGCACAGUACAAUACUUUGCUCGAUUCUUGGCUUGGGUCUUGCUUACUAGGGGACACAAACUUGAAGCCUCGCGAUGGAAUUCUCUGAAAAAUGCUUUGGCUAGCGGCCGUAAAUUAAUGCGCCUCAUGAAGCCGGUAGAGCACCUUCAGGCAGCAUUGCGUGCGUCCCAGCUUUCUACUCUCCGAUCAUAUCCAAUAGAGCAGUAUACGACGAUUGCUCGUCAAAUUAGCUAUGCGGGAUACCUUUCUUUGGAUGCGGUCGUAUGGCUCAAUUCUAUAAGGUUCUUGAACCUCGCUCCCACAUCUUCAACAAAAGUCAACAAAGCUUCUCAGCGUUUCUGGCUCUCUGGGAUCUUGUUUAGUAUUGUCCACGGACUCGUUAGGGUUGCAAGAUUGGCGAAUGAGGCCAAGCGCCUGCGCUCGGCUUCCGAAAAGGGGGUUGGUGCGGACGCCGAUCGCUCGUCCAAAGCCAUGGCGCUUGACAUUGACCGCUACAGCACUCGAUACCAACUUAUUCAAGAUUCUUUCGAUUUUUUCCUGCCUGCAUCAAACCUUGGUUUUGUGGGUGUCAACGAUGGUGUGGCAGGAAUUAUUGGAGUCGUCACAUCCCUUAUGGCCCUCCAGCUCCAAUGGAAGUCCGUUGGAAAAUCUAUGGGCAAGUAA